This is a messenger RNA of Acanthosepion pharaonis, 753 nucleotides long. The record is from the annotation of a GenBank genome assembly. Lineage: Eukaryota; Metazoa; Mollusca; Cephalopoda; Sepiida; Sepiidae.
AUGAAAUAUUGUAACCAAGUCAUCUAUCUAUCUAUCUAUCUGUCGCUACGACAUCUCGAUAUUUUACAAUCUGGUAUCUAUCUAUAUAUCUAUCUAUCUAUCUAUCUAUCUAUCUAUCUAUCACAUUACAAUCUAUCUCAAACAUAUCCCGAUAUCUUACAAUCUUCCAUCUAUCUAUCUAUCCUUACUAUAUCGCACAAUCUUUUCAUCUAUGUUUAUAUAUUUCUUUACUAUAACAUCUCAGUCUAUCUAUCCUUAGAUAAUAAUACAGCCUAUCCUAUCUAUCUAUCUAUCUAUCUAUCUAUCUAUCUAUCUAUCUAUCUAUCUAUCUAUCCCAUCCCCCUGUUCUAUAUCUAUCUAUCUAUCUAUGUCAAUACAUAUAACAGAAAAAACGAUAUGUUUCCAUCCAGAAUCUAUCUAUCUAUCUAUCUAUCUAUAUGUUUCCAUCCAGAAUCUAUCUAUCUAUCUAUCUAUCUAUCUAUCUAUCUAUACUUCUAUCUAUCUAUCUAUCUAUCUAUCUAUCUAUCUGCGGCGGUCUUUUUCAUAUCUUUUCAUAUUAUCUAUCUAUUCCACCCUGUUCUAUAUCUAUCUAUCUAUCUAUCUAUCUAUCUAUCUAUCUAUCUAUCUAUCUACCUAUCUAUCUAUCUAUCUAUUCCGCCCUGUUCUAUAUCUAUCUAUCUAUCUAUUCCACCCUUUCUAUUCUAUAUCUAUCUAUCUAUCUAUCUUUCCUAUCUAUCUAUUAUUAGUCUAUAA